AUAAAUCACAUUUGGAUAUAUUUUCGAAUCGCCCCCAACCGAAAAAGAAACGCAAAUCUCGCACAGCUUUCACCAAUCAUCAGAUAUUCGAAUUGGAAAAACGUUUUCUCUAUCAAAAGUACCUGUCACCGGCCGAUCGUGAUGAGAUUGCCGCUGCGCUGGGCCUAUCCAAUGCACAGGUGAUCACUUGGUUUCAAAAUCGGCGAGCAAAGCAAAAACGUGAUAUUGAAGAGUUGAAGAAGGACUUCGACAGCGUGAAGGUAUUCUCUGCGCAUAAAUCCUUUUUGGAGAAUGUGAACGAUCUCAGCAUAUUGAAGAAGAAGCCCAUGCAUGAGGCGGACGCAAUGGCCGGCCUCGCUGCGGCCGCGGCAGCCGGUAUGGUGCCGGUUUCGUCAGCCGCCGCUGCAGCCGUUGCCGCACAGGCUGCAUUAAAUACACAAAAAUGAAUUAGUGGGCGCACAUAGCGCUAUAAACACACAUUUUCACACAAACAACUGCGUGAGAGGAAGAGAA
This is a messenger RNA of Rhagoletis zephyria (snowberry fruit fly), 513 nucleotides long. RefSeq names its product transcription factor LBX1-like. Gene Ontology annotation, biological process: regulation of transcription by RNA polymerase II. Gene Ontology annotation, cellular component: nucleus. The record is from RefSeq and is a predicted model, not a curated record. Lineage: Eukaryota; Metazoa; Arthropoda; Insecta; Diptera; Tephritidae. Gene Ontology annotation, molecular function: DNA-binding transcription factor activity, RNA polymerase II-specific; sequence-specific double-stranded DNA binding.